Messenger RNA from Vanderwaltozyma polyspora DSM 70294, 2040 nucleotides. RefSeq names its product Sum1p (gene SUM1). The transcript has a single exon. The annotation marks the transcript as partial. NCBI's taxonomy places the organism in Eukaryota, Fungi, Ascomycota, Saccharomycetes, Saccharomycetales, Saccharomycetaceae. The record is from RefSeq and is a predicted model, not a curated record.
AUUGAAAAUAAAUUAGAAGAUGCAUUAAAGAAUCAAAUGAUUACAGAUGAUAUGGUUAACAAAUUGACAUUAAAAAUUGAUAAAUUUUCAGAAUUGUUAAGCAACUCAAAAUUACCACUUAUUAAAAAUAACAGUUACAGUAGUUCUUCAAACAGUUAUAAUUAUUCGAAUGGUUCGUCUUACGAUAAUUCUCGCAGAGGUCCUGGAAGACCAAGAAAAGAUGGCUCACCUGCUUUAUUCGAUAAAUUUAAUAAUGACUCUUCCUUAAAAUCUUUAUUACCAAUAGGCUCCAUGCAGAUUUCAAAAUCAAAGCGUUAUUUCAUUGAUCCUAAGGAAAAAAUGGAUAUUGCAUUAAAACAAAAAAAAUCAAUGACCGCAAGUGAAUAUUCUGCAAGCUUGGAGAAAAGAAGAAGGGGUAGACCUCCAAAGAAGAGAACUGUGGAUACUGUCAUCAUCAAUUUCGAUCAUGAAGAUGACACUGAAGACCUGCCAAGUGAUUCUAAUAACUCUGAAGGUAUCGAAGAAGAUUAUUUGGAUGCAAACAAUGAUAUAAUUGAUUCUUCUAAUGCUACACCAAAUCCAUCUGGCAUUAAAAAUAUUUCAGUAAAUGAUAAUAUUUCUUCAAGUCCACCUUCUGAUAAUUCUUUAGUUAAUGGUGACAAACUCAAACUUCAUGAUGAAGAUGCGGGUUCUGAUCUAAAUUCUAGACAAGAAAGAGAAUUAAAUAAAAGACGCGAUGAUCGUGAAAAGAUGUUGGUCAACUUGAAAUAUAAUGAUAGAGAUAAGGCAAAAUCAUUCAUGGAAUCAAACAAGAAAUUACUACAAGCAAUGAAGGAUGAAGAAAAAAGAAAAAAGCUAUCUCAAACAUCACAAGAGGAUGUAUCAUCACAAUCUACAGUGAUAACCCAAGUAUCUACACCAUUUUACCCUUCAUCAAAUGUCGUAUCAGCUCAUGCUAAUGAUGAAACAGAAGAUGAAUUAAAAAACAAGAAUUCUACAAUGGCUAGUGAAACACCUAUUUUAAAUUCUGAUGAUUCACAACCAUUAUCACAAUUUCAUAUAUCAAAUGGUGAAAAAUCUGAUGUCACAGUUAAACAUGAACCUCCUAGUUUAAAACGUACAAGAUCAAACGAGGAUGAUGAUGAAAGUGUGAUAAUUGAGGAAGAUAUGGAUGAUUCCAAAUUGGAUGGUUCUCAAUCACAUCGCCAUUUAAGAAAACGCAGAGCUACUAUUGAGAGAGACGAUGAAUCAUCAGUAGUUGCAGCAGGCUCAAAAGUUGCCAAUACUUCAACAGAUAGUAAAUCAACUUUAUUAUCUGACAAUCCUAUAGAACUUGUAAGUAAAGGAGGUCUGUUCUACCGUCGUGAUGAUAUGUCCAAUCCUAUUACAAUUGGUGAAUAUCUGGAAUUUAAAUUCAGAGAUAAAGAAGAGGAGCUGACGAAAGCUCACUCCGGAGACAGUGCAUAUAUUGAGUUUACUAAGCAAGAUAGAAUGAAUGCACAUUUCUUCAAACCUGCAAUAGAACUUGAAACUGAAAAUGCAUACCAAAUACUCAGUAAUACAAUUCUAACUGAAAAAUAUGUUAAUAGUUUAGAAUUUUUCUUGAUGGAGUUCCGUUGGGAAAACAAGCUGGUCGGGUUAGGUAUGAAGUUAAGAGAAUCUAAAAGAACAUGGCAAAGAAGAAAGGCUCUGUUUGCUUUAUUUGAAUUUUGGAGGGAUCAAUCAAGAGAAAAGAGAAAUUUCAAAAACUUUACAAUUUUGCACGCAGUUAAAGAAAUGGAGAGUUACAGAAUUUUCAUUAAUAGAUCUGUUUCAUGGUUCUAUAACCACAUAACAUUAUUGAAAAUGAUAUUAUAUGAUUUAUGUGAUAAUAUCGAAACACAUUGGAGAGAGUGGAUGUUUCCAAGGGAUAAACCUAUUCCAGCUAUCGGAAUUGAUGGGGUUGAACCAAGUAAUAUUAACAGAACUAUCGAUAACAUAUUAACACUAGAGUUUUUAGAGGAUAAUAAUGACGGUAAAGAUGAUAAAAAGUUGUCUUAG